GGCGAGGUUGCUGCCAUGGCGGCCGAGGCCCUUGCGGCUGAGGCGGUGGCGUCGCGCCUGGCGCGGCAGGAGGAGGACAUCCGUUGGCUGUGGGCGGAGGUCCACCGUCUGAGGGACGAGCAGCUGAACGCGCCGGACCGCUGCCAGGCCGAGGGGCCGUGCCUCACGCGCGAGGUGGCGCAGCUGCGGGCAGAGAACCGCGAGCUGCGCCACCGCCUGUACCGACUGCGGCUGUGCCUUGAGGAGGAGCUGAGCCACCAGGCGAGGCUGGAGGGCGCGGAGCGGGCGGAGGCGGGGCGCGGGGCCGCAGGCGCGCAGCCUCCUCCGAGUCAAAGCCCAGAAGAGGACGUUAGAAAGGAGAUUGAGCCCGACAAUGAGGUGAAGAAACCACCAAAUUUUAUGAAGGAAAGAUUGAAGCUUUUUGAAAUAUUGAAGAAAGAUCAUCAGCUCUUACUUGCUAUUUAUGAAAAGAAGGGAGAUUCAAGCGAUGUGAUCACAGUAAGAGUGGCUGAUGGGAGAACAGUGAAAGGGGAAGCUUGGAAAACAACGCCUUACCAGGUGGCUGCUGAAAUUAGUCAGGAGCUAGCAGAAACCACCGUGGUGGCCAAAGUGAACGGGGAGCUGUGGGACCUAGACCGCCCACUGGAAGGGGACGCCACUGUGGAGCUCCUCACCUUCGAGGAUGAGGAGGCCCAGGCCGUAUAUUGGCACUCCAGCGCCCACGUACUCGGGGAAGCCCUGGAGCUCCACUACGGGGGCCUCCUGUGCUGCAGUCCACCUGGCGAUGGUGGCUUUCACUACGAUGUGUACAUGGAAGACAGGGCCGUGUCCAGCGCAGAGCUGCCGGUGCUGGAGAGCCUAUGCCAGACCAUCAUCAAAGAGCAGCAGCCGUUUGAGAGACUGGAAGUCAGAACGGAGGUCCUCCUAGACCUAUUCAAGUACAAUAAAUUUAAAUGCCGCAUCCUGAAGGAGAAGGUGGACACGCCAACGACCACAGUUUACAGGUGCGGUCCACUAGUUGAACUUUGUAAAGGCCCUCACAUAAGACACACUGGAAAUAUUAAGAUCAUAAAAAUUUUCAAGAAUUCCUUGGCAUACUGGGAGGACAACCCUGAGAUGGAAAUGCUGCAGAGAGUCUACGGGGUGUCCUUUCCUGAUGAGCAGCGGAUGGCUGCCUGGGAGGAGCUCCAGGAGGAAGCCGGGGCCCGGGACCACAGGACAAUCGGGAAGGAACAGGAACUUUUCUUUUUCCAUGAUCUGAGCCCUGGAAGCUGUUUCUUUCUUCCUAGAGGAGCCUUCAUUUAUAACACACUGAUAGACUUCAUACGAGAGCAGCACCACCAGCGCAGCUUCACGGAGGUCCUGUCCCCCAACAUGUACAGCUGCAAGCUCUGGGAGGCCUCUGGACACUGGCAGCAUUACAGUGAGAACAUGUUCACCUUUGACAUCGACAAGGACACUUUCGCCCUUAAGCCCAUGAAUUGCCCAGGGCACUGUCUGAUGUUUGCCCAUCGUCCACGGUCUUGGAGGGAAAUGCCGAUCAGACUUGCUGACUUCGGGGUUCUUCACAGGAACGAGCCAUCAGGAGCUCUGAGUGGCUUGACCCGCGUCAGGCGCUUCCAGCAGGAUGACGCUCACAUCUUCUGCACAGUGGGGCAGAUUGAAGAGGAGAUAAAAGGGUGUUUGCAGUUUCUGCAGUCUGUUUACUCGACGUUUGGCUUCUCCUUUCAAUUAAAUUUGUCAACAAGACCUGAAAAUUUCCUGGGAGAGAUUGAGUUAUGGGAUGAAGCUGAAAAGCAACUACGGAAUAGCUUGAUGGAAUUUGGGAAACCAUGGAAGAUAAACCCUGGAGACGGAGCAUUUUAUGGUCCUAAAAUUGAUAUAGAAAUCAAGGAUGCUCUUGGCAGAUACCAUCAAUGUGCUACAAUCCAGCUGGACUUUCAGCUGCCUAUAAGAUUCAAUCUUACAUAUGUGAGUAAGGAUGGGGAUGAUAAGAAGAACCCUGUGAUCAUUCACCAAGCCAUUUUGGGGUCAGUGGAAAGAAUGAUAGCCAUUCUCUUGGAAAACUAUGGGGGAAAAUGGCCUUUCUGGCUGUCUCCUCGUCAGGUGAUGGUCAUCCCUGUGGGGCCAACUUGUGAAAAAUACGCACUUCAGAUAUCCAGUGACUUCUUUGAGGAAGGAUUCAUGGCUGAUGUUGACUUAGAUCAUGGUUGUACACUAAAUGACAAAAUACGAAAUGCACAGCUGGCUCAGUAUAAUUUUAUUUUUGUGGUUGGAGAAAAGGAAGAAACAAAUAAUGCUGUAAAUGUUCGAACAAGAGACAACAAAAUUCAUGGGGAGAUCUCAGUAACUUCCGCCAUUAAUAAAUUGAAGAAUCUCAAGCAGUCACGUACCCUGAAUGCUGAGGAAGAAUUCUGACGUCCUUUCCCUGUGUGCAGUCUGUGUAACCUCAUUUUGACCCCCAAGCUUGCAUUUUCCCUAAUUACUAUUAGUACCUCUAAGAACUUGGAACCCAUUGUCAGCUCUGCUGCUGGGCACAGUGAGAAGCGAGUCAGGAACUGAGUGGUUGAUACCCACAAAAUCUGAUUUACUCAUGUGUCUACAGACAAAGGACAAGGGUGAGAAAUUUUAAAUUUCCUAAAUGUCUUGAGAAACUUAAAUAGGAAAAUGUUCAUCAAAAAAGAGAAAUACUAGGAAAUAAACAAUAUGAUAUGUUACUGUUAAGAACUGUGGUUUUUCAAAAGAUAAAUCUCAAAUAAAACUCUGCAAAGCUUUUUGAA
Messenger RNA from Odocoileus virginianus texanus, 2780 nucleotides. It is a transcript of the gene TARS3, whose product is annotated as threonyl-tRNA synthetase 3. The record is from RefSeq and is a predicted model, not a curated record. Gene Ontology annotation, biological process: threonyl-tRNA aminoacylation. Gene Ontology annotation, cellular component: cytoplasm. Gene Ontology annotation, molecular function: ATP binding; threonine-tRNA ligase activity. Lineage: Eukaryota; Metazoa; Chordata; Mammalia; Artiodactyla; Cervidae.